Messenger RNA from Erpetoichthys calabaricus (reedfish), 966 nucleotides. It is a transcript of the gene med22, whose product is annotated as mediator complex subunit 22. The transcript is spliced from 5 exons. The coding region runs from base 126 to 740 and encodes 204 amino acids. Gene Ontology annotation, cellular component: mediator complex. Lineage: Eukaryota; Metazoa; Chordata; Cladistia; Polypteriformes; Polypteridae. The record is from RefSeq and is a predicted model, not a curated record. Gene Ontology annotation, biological process: regulation of transcription by RNA polymerase II. Gene Ontology annotation, molecular function: transcription coregulator activity.
CGCAUCGUUGGGCGGGUUUUUACAAAGAUCGCUACAAGCGUGUGCUGAAGAAUGGAAGAAAGCGGCGCCUUUUAGGUUGGUAGCGUAUUUAGCAAUUCGUAUAAUCUUUUAUUCGAUUCCGCACAAUGACAACCCAAAGGAUUCUACCACAAAGCAAAGAGACGCUGCUGCAGUCCUACAACAAGAGGCUGAAGGAUGACAUCCGAUCCAUCCUGGACAAUUUUACUGAGAUCAUUAAGACGGCGAAGGUUGAAGAUGAGACCCAAGUGUCCCGUGCCACUCAGGCAGAACAGGACCAUUAUGAGAUGCACGUGAGAGCGGCUAACAUCGUGCGAGCUGGAGAGUCCUUGAUGAAGCUGGUGUCGGACCUCAAGCAGUUCCUGAUCCUCAACGACUUCCCCUCCGUGAAUGAGGCCAUCAACCAGAGAAACCAGCAGCUGCGCUCCCUGCAGGACGAGUGCGAUAAGAAACUGACCACCCUGCGCGAUGAGAUUGCGACCGACCUCUAUGAGUUAGAGGAAGAGUAUUACUCGUCCAGCUACAGUCCGUGGGAUAGCAGCGACCUGCCCCUCUGCGAGGCGUUUCAUCGGCAGGACGGGUCUGACUCCCCAGAAGACUUGCGUGGUUUGGUGGGCACCUCGCUGUCCGGACGAGCCGGGGAUGGCAGUGGUGGGAUCUCCCGGGGAUCGACUCCAGGGCAGCUGAAUGGGCACGGAACGGCCACAGCCGAACACCCGUGAGGAGCGGCACAGCCAGGAAGGGGACGGGUGGCACCCGAGGACCGCCCAAGGACCACCAACUCGCUCGAGUGCUUUUGUGUUUCAAGAAUCUCAUUUUAUCAAACAAGAAACCCGAUUGGUCAGCAGACUGGAAGAAAAGAGGCAGACCAGUGCUGAAGAACAAAGUAGGCACCCCGGGCACUGAAGCGGGUCGUGCAGGUCGCUUGACGUCUCCUCCCAGGGACUU